Messenger RNA from Rosa rugosa (rugosa rose), 585 nucleotides. RefSeq lists its product as uncharacterized. Gene Ontology annotation, molecular function: chromatin binding. NCBI's taxonomy places the organism in Eukaryota, Viridiplantae, Streptophyta, Magnoliopsida, Rosales, Rosaceae. The coding region runs from base 1 to 585 and encodes 194 amino acids. The record is from RefSeq and is a predicted model, not a curated record. The transcript is spliced from 2 exons.
AUGACCAUGGAAAUGGAGUUCAGGUCUGGAGUGGACGACGCAUGGUAUGCCGUCAAAAUUUUGAUGGAAGGCAAUAGUGCGGAACGACUAAGAGUGAAGUUUUGCGACUUCGAAGACGAGUACGACGAGGUGUACGAGGCCAAGGACCUAACAUCAGCUAACCACGUGACGAACUUCCGAUCGAGGUUCAGGCCUGUGUCUGUUCAGGUGCAGGACUCGGAAUGCCCGAACGUGGUGGAGGGCAUGCUCGUGUGUGCCGCCGUUUCUGUUACACCCGACGAUUGCCGCUUCUAUGAUGCUGUUGUGAACCAGGUGAAACGUAAGAAGCAUCGAAGUGUGGAAGGAGAAGAAGAAUGCCUAUGCAAGUUCGUUCUAUUCUGGAAACAUGAGCCAAAGGGUGGAAGCCUUACGACUCAAGUCGUCGGAGAUAUCUGUAGAGUCCAGCCUCGGACGGAAGAAGUAGAUCCACUUCUGGCCUUGUUUCUACAAACGGCAAGGAGUAUGAUCCAAACCAAUGAGUUGAGCCUUGUUCGUCUUGCUACUUCUUCUACAGUACCUCAUGAGGCCUCUUCGAAAGGUUUGUAG